Messenger RNA from Gavialis gangeticus (Gharial), 13612 nucleotides. RefSeq names its product mitogen-activated protein kinase kinase kinase 9 (gene MAP3K9). The record is from RefSeq and is a predicted model, not a curated record. The transcript is spliced from 14 exons. Lineage: Eukaryota; Metazoa; Chordata; Crocodylia; Gavialidae. Gene Ontology annotation, biological process: protein phosphorylation. Gene Ontology annotation, molecular function: JUN kinase kinase kinase activity; ATP binding; protein binding. Bases 1 to 4008 code for a protein of 1335 amino acids.
AUGUUUGUCGGUAAUUGGGGCCCAGAAUGCGGACAGUGGAAUCAUGAUACCACUGUUUUACCCUAUCCUAAAUUAGUAAAUCAAAACUGUGAAGUUUCUGAAGCAAUUCGAACUUUGAUCUUGGCCAGUGGCAGACGAAGAAUUAGGGAUGUUAUGGAAGGAAUUUGGGACUUGUUCUCGAAGGAGCGUAAGUCCCCCAGACAAGUAAUGGCUGUUAACAAUGUCGGGGAAAGCGGACACGCGUAUAACUCGUACAGAAGAAACGCGACUGUUCCCCCAUAUAAAAAGACAGAACCAAGACGAAACACGUGGUGGAAAUUUCUUAGAGAAAAAGGGGAUGACAUGACCACCUGGAAUGGAAAACCAGAUUGGAUGCUUGAACGAAUUCGUAAAACUGCAGAUUUUUCGAAGUUUACUUUGCAAGAAAAAUUACGAGAAGGAACACGAUUGGCAAAUCGCAUCUUACAUUCUGCUCUGGAAUUAACUCAUCCACAGCCCCUUGUUGUGGCUGAUGUUUAUAUUUUGAUUGUUUUAGGAUUAGAUACUCAAUAUGGGAUCAACAGACUGUUGAUUAUCCAUAAACCAGAAUUUUCUGAAAUUACACAUAAUCAUCAGAAACUCUGGAUGGAUAUUAAAAAGCAAAUACAGAGAUUGGAUAAAAUUUUGUUAUUGUGUAAAUUUAUCUCACACAAAGAUAACACCUUUGAUCGGGUAAUAGAACCAGCCUGGAACAUGAUGACGCUGGAUUCUGAUAUUGAAUUGGCCAAUAGAGUUAUGGAUAUUCAUGAGAAAUUGGGACAUCUGGGACCAGUAAGACUGUAUAAUUUAAUAAGGAAAUAUGAAACUGGAAAACCGGUACCUAUGGUCCAACAGGCGGAGGCGGGCUCGGGGGAGGACGAGGGCGGUGGCGCGGAGCCGCUGUGGACUGCCGUGUUCGAGUACGAGGCGUGCGGCGAGGACGAGCUGAGCCUGCGGCCGGGCGACGUGGUGCAGGUGCUGUCCCGGGACUCGCACGUGUCCGGCGACGAGGGCUGGUGGACAGGCCAGAUCGACCAGCGCGUCGGCAUCUUCCCCAGUAACUACGUGAGCAGCAGCAGCCUCCACCGCCACGGCGCCGACCCGGAGCUUCGGCCCCGCUACCCGCCGCCCCCCGCCAUCCAGCUACUGGAGAUUGACUUCUCAGAGCUGGUUUUGGAAGAAAUCAUUGGCAUCGGAGGCUUUGGAAAAGUCUAUCGAGCUAUUUGGGGAGGCAAUGAGGUUGCUGUCAAGGCAGCUCGCUAUGACCCUGAUGAGGACAUCAGUGUGACCAUUGAGAAUGUCCGCCAAGAGGCCAAGCUCUUUGCCAUGUUAAAGCAUCCCAACAUCAUUGCCCUCAGGGGGGUGUGUCUGAGGGAGCCCAACCUCUGCUUGAUCAUGGAAUUUGCCCGCGGAGGGUCACUAAAUAGGGUGCUGUCGGGUAAAAGGAUUCCCCCAGACAUACUAGUGAACUGGGCUGUCCAGAUUGCCAGGGGAAUGAACUACUUGCACGAUGAAGCAAUUGUUCCUGUUAUCCACCGUGACCUCAAGUCCAGCAACAUAUUGAUACUCGAGAAGGUGGAAAAUGGAGAUCUGAGCAACAAGAUACUGAAGAUCACUGAUUUCGGCCUGGCCAGAGAAUGGCAUAAAACCACCAAAAUGAGUGCUGCUGGGACAUAUGCCUGGAUGGCUCCUGAGGUCAUCCGCUCGUCCAUGUUCUCCAAAGGCAGCGAUGUGUGGAGUUAUGGUGUGCUGCUUUGGGAACUGCUAACAGGAGAAGUACCCUUCCGAGGAAUCGAUGGUCUAGCAGUAGCAUAUGGUGUUGCCAUGAAUAAACUUGCCCUUCCAAUCCCUUCCACGUGCCCAGAACCUUUUGCCAAACUCAUGGAAGAUUGUUGGAACUCUGACCCACACUCACGGCCAUCUUUUGCCAAUAUCUUAGACCAACUCACCACCAUAGAGGAGUCUGGCUUCUUUGAAAUGCCCAAAGAUUCUUUCCACUCCUUGCAAGAAGACUGGAAACAUGAGAUCCAAGAGAUGUUUGACCAACUUAGGGCCAAAGAAAAGGAGCUACGUACAUGGGAGGAGGAACUGACCCGUGCUGCAGUCCAGCAAAAGAACCAUGAGGAACUGUUGCGGCAGCGGGAGCAGGAGCUAGCAGAACGUGAAAUUGACAUCCUGGAGAGGGAGCUCAACAUCAUCAUCCACCAGUUGUGCCAGGAGAAGCCUCGGGUGAAGAAACGCAUGGGAAAGUUCAAGAAGCACCGACUCAAGCUGAAGGAUGGCAAUCAUAUCAGCCUCCCUUCAGAUUUCCAGCAUAAAUUCACCGUGCAAGCAUCUCCAACCAUGGACAAAAGGAAAAGCUUGAUCAGUAGCUGCUCCAGUCCCCCGGCUAGUCCUACCAUCAUUCCCAGGCUCCGAGCCAUCCAGUUGACACCUGGCGAAAGCAGUAAAACCUGGGGGCGCAGCUCUGUCCUUCAGAAGGAGGAAGGAGAGGAGGAAGAGAAGAGAGGCCAUAAAAAGAAAGGCCGCACAUGGGGACCAAGUUCCCUUUGUCACAAGGAGUUAGCUGCAGGAGAAGAUGGCCUGAAGGCUCUAGUGGAAGGAUACAAGCAGUGGUCAUCCAGUGCCCCAAACCUUGGGAAGGUCCAGAGAACAGCAGCUGCCUUUCCAGGAUUCACGAGCCUGGCUGAGAUGGAAGAUGAAGACAGCGAAUGUGCUAAUGGAGAGAGCAAAGUGCACCACUCGCCUGGGCCCAGCCCAUCAUACCUCUGCAUCCCAUUCCAGAAGAAUGAAGACUGGGAUGGCCCAUCUAGUGAUGCCAAUGAGGAAUCCACACCUGUGAACUCUGCCACAAGCACCCCCCAGCUCACCCCCACAAACAGCCUCAAACGGGGUGGCUCUCAGCAUAAGCGGUAUGAGGUUGCCUUGCUUGGCUGUGGGGCAGUGCUGGCUGCUGCAGGGCUAGGCUUUGACCUGCUGGAAGCAGGCAAGUGUCAGUUGCUGACUGAGGAGGAACCAGAACCACUCAAGGAGGAGAAGAAGAAGCGGGAAAGCAUUUUCCAGCGGGCUGGACGUCCACGCAGGAGCACCAGCCCACCUUCCCGGAAGCUGUUCAAGAAGGAUGAGCCCAUGUUAUUGCUGGGCGAGCCAUCCACCUCCCUGACCCUUCUUUCCCUGUCUUCUAUUUCUGAAUGUAACUCUACCCGGUCCCUACUGCGUUCAGACAGUGAUGAGAUUGUGGUAUAUGAAAUGCCUGUCAGCCCUGUGACAGUCAAGGCUCCUUUACCAGUAAUUAGCAACCCACUGGUCAAUGUCCAGAUUGAGAGGUUCAAGCAAGACCGUAACCAAUCUCUGACUCCAACGCAUGUGACUCUUUCUUCCCAUACCCAGCAAGGACACAGGCGGACCCCCUCUGAUGGAGCCAUCAGAGCAGCUGGACUGGUUGCCAAUGGGUGCCCUGCCAAUGGAUGCCCUUCCAGUAACUGUUUAACAGGAGCAUUGGGAGUAGGAGCAUUAAAAACUCCCAGUCCAAGCCGAGAUCGUAAUGAGGUCCCCCGUCUGCCAGACCCCAACCUUGUCUUUCCUCCAACCCCAAGACGCUGGAAUGCACAGGAGGACUCUACGCUGGAAAGACCCAAGACUUUGGAGUUCCUGCCCAGACCACGUCCUUCAGCCAAUCGGCAGCGGCUUGACCCCUGGUGGUUUGUGUCACCCAGCCAUGCCAGGGGUGAAUCCUCUGCCAAUAGUUCAAGUACUGACACCCCAAGCAAUCUGGACUCCUGUUUUGCCAGUAGUAGCAGCACUGUAGAGGAGAGGCCAGGACUUCCUGCUCUGCUUCCUUUCCAGGUGGGUCUUUCUGUAGAGGAGCGAACACUGUUGGACAUAGAUGCUGAGGGACAGAGCCAGGACAGCACUAUUCCGCUAUGCAGAGGUGAACUUGACACACAUAACACCGCAGCAUAUGAACUCAAACAAGAGUUCUGGUCUUAGCAUGAAAUCCAUUAGGGGGCGGUAAGCCCCUUUACAUUCAAUUCUACUUUUUGCACUGAGAAUGCACUUUGAAGACAGAUGAAGUGGAGGGAUGCUACUGAGAUCAUAUCAUGGUGCUGCCUCUACUGAAAAUGUGUUGUCUCGUUGCCUGAUUUAUGUCUGAAGUUCAAUGUAACUUGGCAACUCAAAGCUGCUGACUUUUGCCGUGGGGUUUUUCUGUAGUCUUCCUUGUUUUUUGUUGCAGUUUGAAACUGCAGUAAGCAAAAAUUAUCCAAUCAAAGUCUUUGUUUAUUGUCCAUGUAGAACUUGAUACAUGCAGUAUAUCAGAACCCCACUAUGAACUGGUAUUUUGAAAACCCAAGUAUUACACCACAGCAGACGCCAGUGUUUGAUGUUUUCCCCAGGCUUGUCAGGAGGGACAAAUGGCAAAUAUUUGGAGAGGUCAGCUUCACUGAAACUUAUUCUUACUGCUGGGUUGCUCUAGGAAUCACCACUCCCCUGCUGCAGGAGCACAAGUACCUGGCCUGUGUGCACUCACAGGCAUUGAUUCAUGCAGACAGAUACAAGAUGCACCCCUGCUUUGAUAGCAGUGAAGAGGGUAUGGCAUGGUCUAUUGUCCCCACUUUCUUAUUGUUUAAGAUUUAGUUCCAGAGGCCUCCAUCUUUCUCCACAUCCAAGGUUCAUAUUCAAGCUCUGCCCCAACCUGGGAAGAGUGCUGAAGGACUUUCCUUCUCAAGAUGUGCUGGGUUGCAGAAACAAGUUCUUGUAUCUGUUGCCUUGCACUUUCCUCCCUAGCCCUUUUUUUAUUUUCUCCUGUUUUACAAGGGAGUGGCCCCAUGGCUCAAUACCCCACACUGUUCUGAUGCACAGUUUGACCCUUAUUUCAAGCAUGUGUAAAUUGAAGGCACCGUUGUCUAAUGGUUGGCUCAUAGCAAUGGCAAUUGGAACUUCUAGGUUCUGUUUUAGUUCAGUGCCUCACCAUGUAACAUUGGGCAAAUCAUUUAACCUGUUUCUUCCUAGUUUUCCCCAUUUUUAAGUAACACUGAUUAAUACCUACCUCACAGGCUGGGGGUUGAGGCAUUUGUGAUGUAUACAUAGUAGUUGAGUACUUGGGUGGAAGGCACUAUGACUUUACUAGGGAUUAUAAAUCAUAAAACAUUUAUUGCUGUUAAAUGGCUAAGAAGACUUCUAGCUUCAUAGUAAUAGAAAUCCCUAUCCUGGAGUAGACCACAAAACUAAGAUGUGUCUAUGUUUGCAAUUCCCUUUAUCCUUAGUGUAUAAGGGACAAAAGGUUUUUUUACCACCAUUUCAUGAACCCUUGCUAGUAGCAAAGCUGCUUGCUCCUGUCUGUCAUUGCAUGCUGCAUUGUUAACAUCAGUGCUCUUGCGCCCAUUGCUGCUACUGGGUAAAUAGUUUGCAAGGAUAGACAAGACCUUAGAGUUUAGGGAUAAGGUAUUUAUUUAAAAAAAGGAACUCUGAAGUUUUGGCACUUACUGUGUUUAAUGGGUACAGACUGACCUUUCCAGUUUUGCAAGCAUUCCCUCUGCCUCAUCUCAACUCAUCUCUGUCCAUCUGUGUUUUUUUUUGUUUUGGAGACUAUAAAAAAAGAAACCAUAUAAUUAAUUUUAGUUACUCUGUAGAAACAAACUGAAGGUUUCUAAUAGGAAGCUGUGCAAAAAGGGUAGUGACUGGAGGUUAAAUUGAUCCAUUUUGUGAUCUAUCCUAAAGAAGUUACAUCCAUCAGAAGAGGAUGAGUUGUACCCCUGAAGUAUAAUACCAGUCAUUUAAAAAGUUGGACAGCAAAAAGUCUAGAAAGGAACAUUGUCCCAAAAAUCAUCUAUGUUGCUAUCCAGGUAGAUGAUAUAAUGGGAUAUUGCAUCUCUUAGCUAUUGGCUCAACUCAGCCCAGGUUUGUAGAGAGAAAAUUAUUCCAGUUGAUAAUUGACUGGCUUUUGUGAAGUGAGCUAAAGAGUCAUUGUCCAAUACUUAGUAAGCCGAAGUCUAUAAAUGCAUAGAAAACAUGAGUUAAUUUAUUCUAAUAUAUUCUAAUGUAUUGCAUUGCCUCCUUAUGGUGGCUAAAGUUUGAAUGGGCCAUGGAGAGGGAAAUUCUUGUACCCCAGAAGGUAAUUGCUCCUUGGUGAAGAUGGUGUGCAGUUUUCUUGUAAUCAAAGGUAGCCAGCACUCUCAAUAGGGCAUCUGUCAUUAGCACUAACUGUAUGAUUUUACAGAAAAAGGAGUUGGGAAGGAUAGAUGAAGGUGCAUCAAGGAUCAAAUCAAAUGUCUUCACCCUGGAGAGUCAUUUUUAACAUGCUGCCACAGUGAAUGCCUCAUCCUAACAAUGCUAGUAAGUCAAGAAUGUAAUCGUCAGGGCCUGCUGUCAUUGGAGUCAGUGGGCACAGUUCAAGCCUGAAGGCCACAAGAAAAGGUAUCUUAUUUAAGCCAAGGUCCUAACUUUGUUCCUGUUCCCUAAUCUUUUCAUAUCCCUCUCUUUCUCUCAUUCUCAAUUAAUUACUUUCCUCUGCUAAUCUGCUCUUUCUCCCACUUGCUAGUAGCUGGGGUGCCCCAGACCUCCAGGGUGUGCUUCACUGCCAUUCAUUAGAUGCUAAAAUGCUGGAAAAACACUAAUCCUCAGUAAUAUUUCUGAUCACGAUUUUCUGCAUUUUGCAGAGUGAGUUUGUUCUCAGUAUUAAAAGUAGCAGAGUAGUACUGUAUCACUGUAAUAGUGUUGUUGAAGACUGAGAGAGAGAGGCAGAGCACCUUUAUAGAAAACUGUUCUUAUAAAUAUAUUAGUUCUUUGGUAUUUGAGUAACACACAUGCUGCAGGCCAAGCAAAGGAGGGGAAAGACCACAAUUAAUUUCCCCUCAGCCAUAAAAGAAAUGAUGCCAAAAGACUGGAGUAAAAAAUUGUUCAGGUGUAAAAUGUUAUGGGGUCCAGGAAGGAGAAAAGGAAAAUUUUGAUGUUUCCCAUAGCAACAGCGAGUGAGUGCUGCAAAGAAUGUUUCCAAGAAUCUCCCCCCAACUUUUUUUAAUUGUCAUGUAGGAAUUGAUUGACAUUUUCAAAGCAUCCUCUGUGUUUUGUUUUGUUUUUGUGAAUCUCAUGCACUUUUUCUCUUUCCUUACACACACACACACACACACUAUUUUAUAGCAUUAUAAUAUAUGAAAUUGGAGAUGUGGGUUGCUGAAUUAAGAAUUAGAAGAACUCCAUCACCCUGUUGUAUUGCCCUGAAGUUUUUUGUUGUCCCUUGUUCAGGUUGUUCAUUCCCUACACUUCAGAAGGAAGUACCAAAUGCUAAGAACCACAAGAAGACAGGAAGGCAGAGGCAAUCUUUACAUUUUUCUUUUACCUCUCAUUUUUUCUGCACAAAUAAAAAACCCAAUAUUGUGUUAGUAAAUGAAGAAAAACACUGAUCCUGGUCUUACACUGUUCUAAAAAUAAUGGAUUUCCUUCCCCAUUGUAACUCACUUUUAAUAAUAUUAAGAACUGACCACAAAUUAAUUGCUUGAUUGCAAAAUAAACAUGAAGUGGGGAACAUAUACUCAUACAAGUGUAUUUGGAAGCACACACAAGUGUGUAUGCACCUGCAUGUGUGAAAAACAAGCAAACGCAUUUCAUCGUAGCAGAUAAUUGUCAGAGUUUAUCAUAAAUCUUCAGCACACAGACUACCCUUUUAAAUACAGACUUACAGUAUUCUAGUAGAACAGGGGUGACCAAUUCAAACUUUACUGAGGGUCACUUACAAGAUAUGCUUCCCAAGAGAGACUGCCACUAGUGAGAAUGUAAGCCCGCAGCACAGUUGCAAGCGGGGAAACUAGACCGUGUCAGGGUCUGUGGAAAUUUAUGAAUCCUCAUUGCGAGGACACUGAGGUGAUAAAGAGUAAUUUGACUUGCUGUUUUGCUUUUUAAAUCCUUUCUGUUUUUGAACAGCAACAAAUGAGUGAUAUAAUAAAGAUUUAUGGUGGGCCCUUGGAUGGCCAUGGUGGGCCAUAUGCUGUCCCCCACCCAUACUAGAAUUAAUUAAAGCAUGUAUUGUUGCUCUAAUGUUCUUCAGUGUUUGGGGUCAUUACUGUACAAUAUUGGAGCUUGUUAGUAAGAAGAACAUUUUCACAAAAGUGUAGGUGUUGGUGGGGAGGCGGGGGAGGCCAUUGACAUUUUCCGGCAGUCCCAAGUAUCCAGCAGUCUCAGCUCUUAUUUUUUCACUUUGUGUAUUUUAUGAAAUUGGGAGACUAAAUGCGGUUGAUUUUAAGUGUUGUAGUAAUAUGCUAUGUGCUGCAGUUGCAGUGUACAUUAACUUCUGCCUUCUCUUGUGUUCAGCUGUUCUCAGCAGUCUUGCCAGUCCUGUGAGAGAUGAGUGUGACUUUUUAGAAAACAAAUUAUAUCUACUUUAUUUUUAUUUAAAAAAAAAAAAAAGUCAGUCACAGGCUGUCUAUGGUUUUCUGCAGUGACCAGAAAACCAUAAUGCUUUCUUAGAAGCUCUGUAAUAAGAUUUCCCUUUUUUUCCUUCUCUGGGGAAUCUUUGCCACAGCUGCUCUUGGUAUGGAUAAGAGAAGCUCACCUCUCAGAGAACAGGGAAGAGAUUUCUCAUCAUCUUUUGGUCCCAAAUGCAUUACUUUUCUACUGAGUGUGGAUUCCUUGAGCUAAUUUGUGUGCUCCAAAGAGCAUGUGCUGUGUGUUUUAGGUGCGUCCUGCAUUUCAAGGAAUUUUUUUAUUUCACACACCUGUUGUCUAGGUUUUUAUUUUUGAAAGGACUUACACUGUGGUUUUCAGUAGUGUGUGUAAUUUUAAGCAUGUCAGAUCCAAUACUUGCCUUGUAGAUAUUGUGCUUUCUUAUUUACUGAACAAUGCACAUAAUCUUCUCUGUGACUGUGGUGAGAGUUUCUCAUUUCAGUGGCAUGAUAUAUAUAUAUCCCCCAUCUUCAUGUGUUUAUUUGUUAUUAUUUAUUGGUAUUAGGAUAAUCCUUUGGGGCCCAAAACAGGUAUGGGGUAACUCUGCAAGCUCGUAAUAGAUAGCCCCUACAUCUGAAGACAUUUCUGAGUAGGCAUUUUUCAAAAGGAAAGGGAGGUAGAAAAAACAUAGAGGUGAGAUAAAGGAAGAUAAAUUAACAAGGAAAUGAUCAUGUUUGCUAUUGUAAGAAGCAGGUGGAAGUUACCGAUUGCUUUCUAAUUUGUGGCAAAGCUGUAUCUUUAAAGAGAGUGAGGUGGUUUUUUUGCUUUCUCAUAUAUAGGGCUCAGUGCAAGAACCAAAAGUGGUUGGAUGAAAACUGCACUAGUGAGCAACAGAGUAGUAUGGGCUAUAAAGCAGAGAUAGAAAAACAUUAUAUUUGGUCUCAGAUAUUUUGCAUUAUGGAUUUGAAUAAAACAGAAUGUAUGUGCUUAUGUUAGGAUUAAGUUGCUUUUGCCAUUACUAGAGCCUCAAAAUUAUCAUGGUUUUUAACCAUGUAACUCACUUUUAAUAAUAUUAAGAACUGACCCAAAAUUAAUUGCUUGAUUGCAAAAUAAGCAUGAAGUGGGGUACAUAUACUCAUAUAAGUGUAUUUGGAAACACAAGAAUAUGUGUGUGCAUGCAUAUAUGUAAAAAAAAAGAACUCAUUUCAUCACAGCAAAUAAUUGCCAGAGUUUAUCAUAAACGUUCAACACACAGAAUUCUCUUUUAUUACAGAUUCAGCUCUUUCUGGGGGAGCUUAUUACCCUCAGUCCUACCAUCCGUGAUGAUAAUUAUUGCUGUUCACAAUGAAAAUACAUAAAUGUACAGGUUAAAACAAUGCUAGCCGGCUAACUUCUAAACAGAACUUCACACAGCCAUGAACACUUUUUCUGCGUACAAUACUAGUCUCUUAAUCUACCUAAUGUUUUUGUCACCGUAGUAUCUGAGUGCCCACAUUUAGCAGGUGGCCCAGUUCAGCAACCAUUAGGAAGGUAUGAUGUAUUAUCUAUGCACAAAACACUGGAUUUAUAAUGGUGGUUUGAAGUGGACUGUUGUUUAAUUUCACCUAUUUCAAUUGCAGUUGGUGGGUCACCUGGACAAAUAGGAAAUGGGAAUCUAAAUCAUGUCCACAGGGGGGACACUGUUAGGCCUGCUUCCUUUGAUGCUUUGUAAAAUAGUCUAAUGCUAGGACAUAUCCCUACAACCCAGAAAUGCUUUUUUAAGGUCUUGUCUACAUUAGGCUGUUAGUUUCCAGUACAGCUGCACUCAGACAAACUGUGCUCCACACACUUUGCACCCAUAUAGCAUGAUUUUGCAGUGCUGUACUCAUGCUAAUUUUAAGCACUGGUGGCUAAGAUGUGAGCAAGGACUGGCCUUGGUGUUCUCUGUAUGUAGCAUUUGGGAAUGGUUUGCACCUCCUUUUCCAUGGCUCAGCUUGUUUAUCUGCAGAGAUUUUAAUCUUCUAUUUAGGACCUUCCCAAGAACAGAUUUAUUUGCUUCUCAUCUCGAGGCAGGAGGAAGAGGGAGCUGGGCCAUAGGGGGAGGCCCAGCUAUGUCCUGAUGUCUCCUCAAGUCUGUGACUUUGCAGCAAGGGUCAGAAUUAGUUUUUGGGAUGUGCUGAUAUUUCUCCUAGCUCCAGUUACAAAAUAAACUCCACAGACCUAAAACAUCUUUGUCAGCACAUGUUCAGAAUAGUUGCAUACAUUUUCUCAGAUCCUUGUGUUUUGUUUAAUGGUUCCUCAAAAAUAUCCAAAAUACCUAUGACUUCUGAACAUUUCUUGCUGAGGUUCCUAGGUCCCAUGGGCUAUAUGAACUUACCUUCCUCUUCAAAGGGCUCCUUAGCUGCUUAAUUCUGGCUCCUUGUUUGUGAAGAAAUACAAAAUAUUCCCAAUCUUGGUCUCUUCAGAUCCGAAGUGAGCUGUUGCGCACAGUAAUUUGUGUACAAGACCCUUCUUUUUCAUGUGUAUUUAUGAGCAGCAAAUAGCUAAUGCUUUAAGUGUCAGCAGUGUUGCCUUUUGCAUCUGAAUGGUGCAGGUAAUACUUCUCAGAACUUCUUUUUUGCCCCCCUGAGCUCUGCAAACACAGGUGAGAUGCUGCCACAUCACUUAUGCCCCAGACCUAUUUUCAAAGCUAUCUUGGUAGCCAUAACUUAUAGAACAUUUUUGAAUGAUAGGGUCUGGGGAUAAAGCAGCUUCAUGAAAGAGGUUAGCUAGUACACCAAGCCAACAUGUGCUAGCUGAAUUUGAACCACGCUUUUCCGAGUGAAAGACAUUCUUCUUAAAAUGGGUCCCUGCAAGAAGAUAUGUAUAACCCCUGACAUCAAUAGAAACCACUGCCCCUUGGGACUGGUAGCCUUAUUUAAGGGCUGAAAUACAUAUUGCAGUUGUAAUUGAUCCAGAUAGUAACAGUAUUUCAUUCUCGGGGUCGGGAUGAGUAUUCCAAGACAGGCCCUGGUUUGGCUGAGCAUCAAGAAGACUAUAGCAUGCUUACCUGUGGAUUUAUAUAGUAUAGUUUAUGGCAGCAGCAGGCAUUUUUUCCUGUCAGAGACACCAUCCCAAUAACAAAUCAUUUGAAGUGGGGAACAUCCAGGUAAAAAGCUGAUUUAGAAGACAGUCAUUCCUCUGAUUUUUGGUUACUAACUGUCUAUACAGACACAAAGGUAGUCAUUGGGCCCUGAUCCAAUAAAACACUUAAGCACAUGUUUAAAUCUGUCCCCAUUCAGCAAGACAUUUAAGCACACACUUUAGUCUUAUUGAAGUCUGUGGAAGUUAAGUGUAUGCAGUAGCUUAGGGAUGCAGCCAGGGACCUGGGGCACAGAGACUGGUGACUUCUAGUUGCUGCAUGAUUGCAGUUGCAAUUGCUCCUUACUCUCCCCUCCCAGCCCCCUCCCCAUGUGCCCACCCUGAAAUCUGACCAGGUCUGUAGGAGACGAAAGCUCAACUUUUGGAUGCCCAAAUGUUUAGAAGCUUGUCCUCUUAUACAGGAUAGCAGUACAGGACCAGACUGCCUUGCUUUGACAAGUAUAAUGGUAAGGGGGCCACACAUGCCCUAGGAAGGUGGCUCCUUCCUUCACUUCCUAGCUUGUUUGUGGUGAUUUUAGUGACCUGCUGAUACCCCUUUAGCUGCUAGUGCUUACUGUAAACAGGCUUUUCUGGAAGUGACAGUUUCUCUUGCCAGAACAGGAGAUUACUUCUGUGCCAGCUGGUUGUGAGCAGUGAAGCAUUGGGUGUACGCUUCUUUCUCUGUGUAAGUGUCAACGCCCUGAGACUUUGGCUCAGGUUUUUUUUCUCCCUGUGCAAAAAACACACUUGCCCUGGCUACCAAGGAUAGAACUGAUAAGCUCAGCAACAUUCAUUAUCUGCUGGUCAGAUGUUAAUCAGGUUCUUGUGUCCCCUUUUCAGUUGCUCUGCUGCUGGUCCAGCUCCUUAUUAUCUGGGCUGUUGCAUAUUAUUUCCAUUCAUAUGUAAAGAUGGGCCUGGUGCAACUGAAAUGUUUUGCUUGACUUCACUGUUGAAUAGCUUUAUGUGUAAAGCAAAGUUUCUGUACCUUAUAUGUAGAGUAUGCGUGUUUAUGAGAUGGGGGUUUGUCAGAGAAAUUACUUGUCCUUUUUAAGUACUGUUUCUUCUGUGCUUUGAGACUUCAUUUUCUGCUUAGCCAGGGAAUAUACUUCCCCCCAACUCCCCCUUUUUAUGAAGAACAUCUCUUCAUUUUGCCUCACCUCUUGACUGCGGGUUUGCUCUUGCUUCUAUUAAAGUCAACAGCAAAAAUCUUAGUGACCUGAUUCUGCUCUGAUACAGUGCUCUGGAGUAAAGUCAUUAAACUGGAGUGAACAGAACAGAAUCAGGCAAAGAGAUUUCAGUUCUGUAAGACUGUGCUGCUGUGUCCACCUGUUUGAGAUGAGAACUUUUUUCCCCCCUCCUGUUGGAGACAAUGGGAAUGGAGGAACCUGGACACCCUUCUGUCUGCGGUUUGAAGACUUCACCGUGGGUUUCUCUCACACCCAGGAUCUUCACUAAUUUGUCACGGGGAGAGGCCUUUUGCCCAAAGUCCAUAAUACAUUUUGCAGCAGCAAAGCAAUGAAAACUACAAAUGGGAAUUUCCCCAUAGAGUUAAAUAAAAUAAUUGAGGCCACCAAAUUUUCAUUUUGUGUGUAAUGAUACCAUAUUCAAUUAAGUGAUUUGUGGGAGCCCUCCUUUAGCUUCUAGUCAACAGCGAGUCUAGGGGAAAAUUAGCCUGGAUUUAUUUUUUAAACAGCUUUAUUUGUGACACAGCUGUUGCCUCUGAUCCUUUGGGACUUAAAAAAAUAGUUAAAUUAUAUUAAUGUCUAGUUUGUUUCACUGUAGCUAACACAUCAACCAAUUACUCUUGUGCAUAAUCUACUGUAUCUCUUUCCUCUGUUCCGUGUCAAUGUAUUAUGUGCAUCUUGGAUUAUGAUUCUUUUUUGUCUUAAGUUAUUUUAUGUUAUAGAACAAUAUUUAAAUGAAGCAAAGAGCUGAUUAAAGUUGAUGAGUUAUUUUGUUUUUCUCUUUGCUUUCUUUUGGAUGUACUGUAAAUUGUAAACCAAGGAUGCCAAGCAGGCUUGGUUCAAUGGCUAAAAUUAUUGUAUUACAGUGUAAUGCUGAUCUAGGCCUUGUCUCAACACUAGAGCACACAGACUUGAAUAAAACUGUUACAAGAGUC